Molecule: messenger RNA, 1006 nt
Organism: Nymphaea colorata (pocket water lily)
Lineage: Eukaryota; Viridiplantae; Streptophyta; Magnoliopsida; Nymphaeales; Nymphaeaceae
Product: chaperone protein dnaJ C76, chloroplastic-like
Exons: 6
Coding region: 60-956 (298 amino acids)
Source: RefSeq, a predicted model, not a curated record
CCUGCGAAGAUAUUUAAAGGUGGGAGACGCUUUGCUCUGCAAUCUGCUAAAGGGAGAGGAUGGCGAAGAACCUAACUGCCCCUAUUCAACCUUUCCACCUUCCAAAAGUUUUAGCAAGUAAAAACUCCAUCAAAUUGCCGAUCUCCAGGGUCAGAUGGAGGCGAAGAAGCAGAGACAUCAAGUGCUGCAACAUAAAUCGAGAAAGGGAAUCAACAAGAAAAGACUACUACGGACUACUUGGCGUAGCAGUAGACGCAUCUCCUCCGCAAAUCAAAGAGGCGUACAGGAAGCUCCAGAAGCAAUACCAUCCAGACAUUGCUGGGCAAAAGGGUCACGAGUUUACCCUACUCCUAAAUGAAGCAUAUCGUGUUUUGAUGAGGGAUGAUCUGAGGAGGAGAUACGAUGCUUCUACGGGAAAAGGUUUAGCAGGAACAGACGCCAGUUUUUCUGGGUUUGCUAGUAGCUCGUGGAAUGGACCGCUGAGGCCUCACGCUCUAUUUGUAGAUGAAAAUUCGUGUAUAGGUUGCAGAGAAUGCGUUCAUCAUGCCGGUAAGACAUUCAUGAUGGAUGAAGCUCUUGGAUGUGCACGCGUCAAAAACCAAUUUGGAGAUGACGAUAAGAAGAUCGAGGUAUCUGUGGAGUCUUGCCCUGUCAAUUGCAUUCAUUGGGUUGAAAGAGAAGACCUUCCUGUUCUUGAAUUCCUAAUCAAACCCCAGCCAAAGCCAGGCUAUGGUGUCUUUGGCGGAGGGUGGGAAAGGCCGGCAGAUGUUUUUAUGGCUGCUGAAGCCUUCAAGAAGCUCUGCAACCAAAAUCACCAAAAGCAGUAUGAGAAAAAUAAUGAGGAAGAAGAGUCGCCAGCACAAGUCAAAGCACGGAAGGAUGCUGGUCUGAAGCUACAGAUGGAGAAACUUCUGAACAUUUGGUUUUGGAUUAAAGGCUUGACCAACUUUUCAUAGAUUUUUAAGUGAAGUCACCUUAAUGGAUAAUGGAUAUUUAUGAAACACUA